Exophiala viscosa is the source of this 2762-nucleotide messenger RNA. RefSeq names its product laccase TilA. The transcript has a single exon. The coding region runs from base 250 to 2388 and encodes 712 amino acids. Lineage: Eukaryota; Fungi; Ascomycota; Eurotiomycetes; Chaetothyriales; Herpotrichiellaceae. The record is from RefSeq and is a predicted model, not a curated record. Gene Ontology annotation, molecular function: oxidoreductase activity; copper ion binding.
AUUGCCACUACUUGAAACGAGGAAAAGCGUCUAUUGUUGAAAGGAGGCUCUUGCGGGCCCCAAAUAUUGAGUGGUGUUUUCCAGGAUGGCUGGUCCUGCCAAUCUAGCAGGCGCUCGCUCGGACUAGAUCACCCAACAGACCUUCAUAAGGCUCUGUCACUGCUCCUCGUCUGCCCACCUCUCCGUUCUUCUUUUCUUUGUAUCCCAAGCACAGUCCCUCUUUCGUUGUAUAGCACGCAGUACAUAAUAAUGGCAGUCUCAAGGCUCAGCAAGGCCCUCGCUGCCCUCACAUUCGUUUCAUCAGCAAUCACAUCUGUUGCCGCCAGCUCCAACUCCAGCAUCUGCGCAACAUCCUCCAAAUGUGUUCCCUUCACAAUCGAUGUCACAUGGGGGGAGACAUCAUCAGAUAUCGGCGCCCCGAGACAAGCCAUUCUCACUAAUGGAUCGAUCCCCGGUCCUCCCCUGAAGUUGAAGGUCGGCGACUGCGUCGACUUCACAGUCAUCAACAACCUCCAGAACGUCACCGGUGUCCAUUUCCACGGCAUCAGACAGUACGGCACACCAUGGGCCGACGGUGUCCCAGGUGUCUCUCAAUACACCAUCCAGCCAGGUACAUCGUACAUGUACCAAUGGACUGCGGACGAGUCAGGAAACUACUUCUACCACGCACAUUACAAAGGACAGAUGGGUGACGGUCUCUAUGGUGCCAUCAUCAUUGCUCCCGCCGACGAUGCUCAGACUCCUUUCAGCCAGAUCAGCAGCUCAUCUGACGAUGUUACUCUCAUGACCAAGGCUGCUCUUGAUGUUGAGCCCAUCUUCAUCUCCGACUGGAGCCAAUAUACCUUUGAAGAGUUCUUCGCCAUUGAGCAAGCUGCCAACGUUGAUGAUGCUUGCACUGACUCGAUCAUCCUGAACGGCAAGGGUUCAGUUUACUGCCCAGGCAUCGAUGUCUUGACUGCCAAUGCCGCGGUUCAAGUCCCCUUGAUCCUUGGCAACACCACUCUGACUGAAAAGGGUUGCAUUCCCCCCAACAACCCGACCAUUCAGGGACCGCAGUAUGUUCAGAACCUUGCAAACCUCCCAGACAACGCCUACUACACCUGCAACCCCUACACUGGUGCCAACUACACCUUGACCGUGGAUGCAGCCGACGGAUGGCAAGCAAUCACCCUGAUAAACCCCGGUGCUUUCGCUCUCCUCAAGGUCACCAUUGACAGCCACAAGCUGUACGUGUACGAGGUCAACGGUAACUACAUCGUUCCCCAGGUUGUCGACGAGGUUGUCGUGUCCAACGGUGACCGCUACACUUUCUUCGUCAAGCUCGACCAGACCGCAGGCGACUACCAAAUCCGUGUGGCCAACGACGGUAUCAACCAGGUCAUUUCCGGAUAUGGUCUCCUCUCCUACUCCGGUGGCUCCAGCUCUCUUCUCGGCACCUCGGUCAUCAACUAUGGUGGCCAGAACACCACCACUAUCACGGCUUUCGACUCGGCUGCAGGUGCUCCUUUCCCUGCUUCGUCCGUUGCCGCGACCGCCGAUGCCAGCUUCGUUCUCGACAUCAUGAAGAACCCAGCUCUUCCUUUGGACUCGUGGUCCUGGACUCUCAGCGGUGUUGAGGCCUACAACCAGACCCGCGACGACGAGACUCCUCCGUUGUUGUACCUCGACCCUGCCAGCGUCCCCGCCACUGACUUGAUCCUCGAGACCUACUCCAACCAGUGGGUUGAUCUGAUCAUCAAGAUCUCGGGACCUGUCGCUGAGCCCCAUCCUAUUCACAAGCACGCCAACAAGUUCUACAUGAUCGGUGCUGGUGUCGGUGACUUCAACUUCACCAGCGUCGCCGAGGCCCAGGCCGCUGGAUACGUGUUCAACUUGGACAACCCUCCUUACCUUGACGGCUACACCAGCACCCCUGCCGAGGGCAGCGCCGCGUGGAUGGUCUUCCGCUACGAGGUCAACACCCCUGGUGCUUGGAUCCUGCACUGCCACGUCCAGACUCACUUCUCCGGUGGCAUGGCUGUCGCCAUCCUCGAUGCCAUUGACGACUUCCCAACCAUCCCAUCGGAUGUUGGCAAAGUCUGCGCAGGCAGCGGCACCAGCGGGUUCAGCGGUAACUCGAGCGACAACGGCAGCUGGGACGACUGGAGCCCAUCCGGCUCCAGCGGCAGCGGUUCGUCAACCUCGACUGUCACCGGCUCAACAUCUACAAGCACUGGCACAAGCUCCGGCUCCGGCUCGGGAGUCUCUGUCAACUGGAACAGCUCCAGCAGCAGCACCACCACCCCUGCUGUCGCCACCUACACUGGCGCCGCCGUUGCAGUGGCACCAUCCAUGUACUCGGCGCUGUUUGGCCUUUCCGCGCUCGCUCUGGCUGUGUAUGUCCAGUAGACGAGACUGGUGUUUAUAUGUAAUGAGGAUGCUUUUCACUUCUUGUGUUUCUAACAGACACUUAACUCUCUUACCUUUUGCAUAACAUUUUGUUCCUUGGGAAAGGGGACGACAAAAAUUCUUAUCUCAUUUUUGGGACACGGCUUUUUCUUUUUGGGGUCAAGGGCUAUGGCCACGGGAUAGGUUCGCAGCAUAUAACGGGUACGGGAUACAGUUGAUAUACUGGAAAGCGCAUAUAGUUGAUCUGGUCUACAUCUGACCAUAGUGAAGGAUGAGGAUGAUACUCUACAUAGCAAGGAUCAAUAUAAAUCUCUUGACUACCUUAUACACUGUUUCUACUUCAGUACAAAUUGAAGCCAUCCAAACUGCGAACU